AUGUCAGCUCUGAAGAGAUUUGUGCCUUGGUCGAAGAAGAAGAUUGCGCCCAGUGAAGAUCAGGCUGGACAGUAUGCGUCCCCGGAUAUCAUGCUUGCCAGGUCGAACGCGAAAUUACAGAAGCGAGGAAAAGGGAGGACUUUCUGGCGGAGCAGUGCAAAUCUUGCCGACAGCAGCGAUGGCUCCUCUCCCCAGUCAAGCAGAACGAAUUCCUUCGAGCCCGGAGAGUCGUUACUGGACUUUGAUGUCGAGGCACGGGAGAUGGAAGCUUUACGGCAAAGUCACAGGCCUCGAACUUCUGCUGGCCACCGAUCAUCUGUAGUCGGCGACGGCUCGAUGGCGUCGAAGCUGGGACUGAGCACUGUCAACAUGGUACCGCCUCGCCACAGGCGCGAGCCAUCCAAUGGCAGCAGCUCUACUUCAAGUCUUCCCCGAGCACUGCACAUCCCGGCCAUAUCUGAUCUAGACUGGGGUCAGCUGGACGAUAAUGAAGCUCGAGCUGUCUUCGCAAAAUACAGCAAGCAGCCUCUUUUCCAUAAUAAUUCAUCGAGCAACGAGGCUUUGCAAAAGUCAUGGAUCAGCGACUCUUCCAGUCCCGUCGACAGCGCGUUGAAUAUGCCCGGCAGGUACCCUCCGUCGUAUAGCGGCAAAGGCAAGGGGCGAGCUUUGGACGAUGGGUCAGGCGAUCACAACUCGAUGCAGGCGCAUCAGCUUGAACGAUGGAUGUCGCAGCAAUGUCAGCUGGCGGAAACCUCCCCGCUCGACUCAGAUGACGAAGAAAAUCGUCUCGAAGCGCAACGAUUACAGAAGCAGCUCGAGGAAGAAGCUGAGGAGGAAGCUCGAUUGGCUGCAGCACGCAAGCCUGAGCGUGACUGCAAUGUGUGUGGCGAGAUCAAAGAUGUCUUCGACUUUCCUGCCAAGGCGCCAGCAUCGAAAUGUGAGCAUCACGCCACGACCUGCGUAGAAUGCCUGGAAUCAUGGAUGGCUUCCGAGUUUGAGACUAAAGGCACGGAGAGUCUGAAGUGUCCCGAGUGUCCAUCAAUACUGGAGUACGAAGAUGUGCAGCGUGCCGCAUCCUCAAACACCUUCUUGGCCUACGACAAAAUGGCAACAAGAAAUGCUCUAAGCGCUUUAGACGAGUUCGCCUGGUGUCUCGGACCGUCCUGCGACAACGGCCAGCUGAACCCAGAGAACAACAACUUCAUGGAUUGCGCAUCGUGCGGCUACAAACAAUGCCUGAAGCACAAAGUGCCGUGGCACAAGAACGAAACGUGCGACCAGUAUGACUAUCGCACCUCAGGCAAGAAGGCAAAGGACGAGGAAGCGAAGACUGAGGCCAUGCUCAAUACGAUGAGUAAACAGUGUCCAAACAAGAAGUGUGGAUGGCGCAUUGAGAAGACUGGUGGGUGUGAGCAUAUGACUUGUAAAAGGUGUGCGCAUCAGUUCUGUUGGCAAUGUCUGGCCGACCACAGCCGGAUCAAGAUGGAAGGCAAUACGGCUCAUGAGACAUGGUGUAAGUUUCAUUCGGACUCGCUCAAUGCAUCCUGGCCUUUCAACGCACACUGA
Recurvomyces mirabilis is the source of this 1566-nucleotide messenger RNA. RefSeq lists its product as uncharacterized. Gene Ontology annotation, molecular function: ubiquitin protein ligase activity; zinc ion binding; ubiquitin conjugating enzyme binding. NCBI's taxonomy places the organism in Eukaryota, Fungi, Ascomycota, Dothideomycetes, Mycosphaerellales, Teratosphaeriaceae. The record is from RefSeq and is a predicted model, not a curated record. Gene Ontology annotation, biological process: positive regulation of proteasomal ubiquitin-dependent protein catabolic process; ubiquitin-dependent protein catabolic process; protein polyubiquitination. Gene Ontology annotation, cellular component: ubiquitin ligase complex; cytoplasm. Bases 1 to 1566 code for a protein of 521 amino acids. The transcript has 2 exons.